Solanum verrucosum is the source of this 1665-nucleotide messenger RNA. RefSeq lists its product as uncharacterized. Bases 1 to 1665 code for a protein of 554 amino acids. The record is from RefSeq and is a predicted model, not a curated record. Lineage: Eukaryota; Viridiplantae; Streptophyta; Magnoliopsida; Solanales; Solanaceae. The transcript has 7 exons.
AUGGGUGCUCGUAGAUUUUUAUCAUCUAAUCAUAAGUGGCGGAGUAAUAAACGUGAUUUUGAUGGAAAAGUAGAAAGAAGAUCUGCUCCAGAAGUUCUUUCUGGAAAGGAUGUUUUAAACCAAUUGCUUACUUUGGAGGACAUGAAAUUUGAUGUGAUGCAUAUUGAGAAAAAUGUGUGCAAUAAUAUCAUUGGGACAUUAUUAGAUAUUGAAGGAAAAACAAAAGAUAAUUUGAAUGCUUGUCAUGAUUUGAAGGAAAUGGGUAUAAGAUGUGAGUUGCAUCCAUCUCAAAGGGAUGGAAGAUGGUGUUAUCCGGCAGCAUGCUAUUCUUUAUCAGCAGAUGAGAAGUCUAAAGUGAAGUCAGAAGAUCGUAAAAUUUAUGGACUGAAGAGUCAUGAUUCUCAUAUUCUAUUGGAACAAUUGCUUCCUUUUGCAAUUCGCGGAGUCGUGCCAAAUAAUGUAUAUGAUGCUAUCACUGAGUUAAGUAUUUUCUUCAGAGAAUUGUGCUCGAAAACAUUAAGGGUUGAUGUGUUGGACCAACUUGCAACUCAAAUUCCUAUAACAUUGAGCAAAUUAGAGAAAAUAUUUCUACCGGCAUUUUUUGAUGUUAUGGUACACUUAGUCAUUCAUCUUCCAAGAGAGGCUAAGCUUGGUGGACCUGUACAAUAUAGGUGGAUGUACCCAACUGAGCGAUUUUUACGCAUAUUGAAAUGUUAUGUUCGUAAUAGAAAUCAACCUGAAGGAUCUAUUGCAGAGGGAUAUGAUCGAAUGGAUAAGAAUUAUGAAGAUGAUCGUAUUAAGACAUAUAGUGGAUUAUCCGUAUUUGAAAGAAAAGGUUCUCCUUUAUUAAGAGAUGCAUCCAGAAAACUUGAAGAGUUAGAGAGAAAACAAGCUCAUCUUUAUGUUUUAAGAAAUUGCGAAGAAGUGCAACCAUUUUUACGUGAGUAUGAGCAGAGUUAUAAAAGCAUGAACUUUGAUGAUUGGUUUUUUCAUCGGAUUGUACAAAUGUGCAAAGAAAAAAAUGAACUCGCAACCUGUGAAUUGUAUUCUUUGGCUAGAGGCCCUUUUGAUGGUGUUCAAAGAUUCAAGGGGUAUGAAAUAAACGGGUUUAGAUUUCAUACUAAACUACUUGAGGAAACGAGGAAGACCCAAAAUAGUGGUGUUUUAGUAAGAGGAGAAGCGAAUGGUAAGAAUAUUAGUUACUAUGGUGUUUUGACUGAAAUAAUAGAACUUCAAUAUUUUGAAGGUAAACGGGUUGUUUUGAUUAAGUGUGAUUGGUGGGAUGUUGAUCACAUCGGAAUAGGAGUGAAAAUAGAUAAACAUGAUUUUGUUAGUGUUAACACUAAGCGAAAACUAGUAACAGAUGAACCAUUUGUGCUUGCAUCUCAAGCAGAACAAGUUUUUUAUGUCAAGGACCAUCUUCAUCCCAGUUGGUCAAUUGUUUUGAAUGGUCAUUCUACCUAUUUUACCGGAGGUGCUAUUGAUGAAGAUACUUUUCAACAAGAUGCUUGUAAUGAGUUAUUGCAUAUAUGUGAGGAUGAUGAAGACAUUAUGAAUUGGAAAAGAAAUGAUCUUGAUGUUAUCCGUACUGAUACCUUGGCUGAUGAUACUAUUGAAGUCAGUGAAUCAGAACCAGAAACUGAUGAUGAAUAUUUUUUAUUAUAG